Paramisgurnus dabryanus is the source of this 2955-nucleotide messenger RNA. RefSeq names its product secretion regulating guanine nucleotide exchange factor (gene sergef). Lineage: Eukaryota; Metazoa; Chordata; Actinopteri; Cypriniformes; Cobitidae. Gene Ontology annotation, cellular component: cytoplasm. Gene Ontology annotation, molecular function: guanyl-nucleotide exchange factor activity. The record is from RefSeq and is a predicted model, not a curated record.
UUUCUGUCAGGUUGUAUUUUGGUUUAGAAAUGAUAGCGUUCACGUUUAAUUGUGUCAUCAAACUGCGCCUUUACCAAAUCUGAUGGAAGAAAUUCAGCUGUCAAAAUGCGUAUUGUACACGUGGGGAGCCAACAGUUACGGGCAACUCGGGAAGGGACACGCGGAGGAUGAAGCCGAGCCGCGGCGCGCAGAAGGGCUGCAGACAGAGCAGAUCCGAUGUAUAACCGGAGGAGGUGGACAUACUGCAGUCAUUACAGAGUCAGGUGAGCUGCUGAUGUGUGGACAGAAUCACAAAGGUCAGUUAGGGCUCAGGCACACUUCAGAGGUCAUGACCUUUCAACCCUGCUCUUUGCCUGGGUGCAGGAGAGUUCAGUCUGUGUCCUGUGGCUGGGACUUCUCUCUUAUUUUAACAAAUGAGGGUCAGGUCUUGGCAUGCGGCUCCAAUGCAUUUGGACAGCUGGGCGUCUCACCGCAUGUAACACACACAGCAGAACCUUUACAUGUGAAGGUACUGAGCGAGUCGGUAACCAGUGUGGCCGCAGGUCUUAGACAUGCAUUGGCCAGAACAGCAUCAGGUUGUGUGUAUCAAUGGGGAACUGGCCUGUCUAGUCUUGCCAAAAGAACAUUAAGUCCCCAGCCUGUUCCUGCGCACCUAACCUCUAAGGAGCCCUGCCCUGUCCCGGGACUGGACCAUGUGACCCCACAGAAGGUAGUUGCAGGCUCCGCCCACUGCAUCUGUUUGACAGUCACAGGUGAUAUAUUUCUAUGGGGAAGUAAUAAACAUGGUCAGCUAAUCGGCGACAGUCCCUUCCUGCCCCUUCCUGCGGUUCUAGAUCAAUCUCUCCUGCGAAGAGAGAGAGCGACCGACAUUCACAGUGGCUGGACACACGUCAUCGCACAAACAGAGAGUGGGCGGGUCUUUACAUGGGGCAGAGCCAAUUAUGGGCAACUGGGACAGACGGUGGUAACCAAUCAGGAAAGAGAAUCACAAUCGGACAGAAGCUCUGGUCCCACAAACGGCCCUUUUGAAGUUAAAGGUUUAUUUGGAGCAACACAGAUUGCGUGUGGAUCGGAACACAACCUGGCUGUUGUGGGAGGUCGAAUCUUCUCCUGGGGCUGGAAUGAACAUGGAAUGUGUGGAGAUGGUUCCCUCUGUGACAUCACGCAACCACAACCAAUCCCCAGUCUCGUAGACUGUACGCCUCUUCUGAUUGGCUGCGGAGCAGGACAUUCGAUGGCACUUUGCAGUAUGAAGAGCAACAAAGAUUUAGCAAGCUAAACAGGUUUCGAUUUUCAACAGGCACACUUAACCGGAACACUUAACCAUUUGUGGCCUUUCUGCAAAUAUUCAUAAUCGUAAGAAGCAGAAUUUAGUUUUUUGUCUUGUUUUCUUUUUCUUUUUUAUUAUAGUUAAUGAUUACUAUUGUCUGUGAAACUCCUUGUUGAAAAGUCAAUGAGGUAUUCACUAGUGCACAUUAUGCAUUCACUAUUCAGAGAUUGAAGUUCAGUGAGGAGAGGCAAAUUCAAUCAGACUCUAUGGAUGGGUUUUAAAUAUUGUCAGAGGUCUGGUGCUCAGGUUACUAGCUGUAUUGUACUGAGACGGCCAUUUGUACUGCCUUCGGUUCGAUAUACUGUCAGAAAUGAUGCUGGAUCAUUUCCUGUGACCUCCUUAUGAUUGGAAAUACACUUAAAUAACCUUCAGAUUUACUGAUAUGAUAUGACCUAAUGAAAGUACUUCAUCUCUCAGAAUGCCCUGUUAUGAUACUAUCAGAAUGGUCUAGCGUAGAUUUAUUUAAAUGUUAUUACUAUGAGCUUUGAAACUCUUUGUUGAAAAGUCAAUGAUGAGGUAUUCGCUAGUGCGAGAUUGAAGUUCAGCCUUAUAGACAUGAAAAAUUACAUUAUUGACAGUGUAAUGUGUAAAUUGUUCAAUGUAAGACAAUAGUACACACAGUAAAGUCCAUGAGUCUGAAAGCAUUGGUGAAUACCCUUCUGCUUUUUAUGUUUAAUACAAAUGUAGCAGCAUAAAUUAUAUAUUUAUAAAAUAGUGUAUGUAAGAAUAAACAAUUGUGUAUUGAUAUACGAAAUUCUUAAAAAAUUUUAUUCACCCUCAUAUUGUUACAAAACUGUAUACAUUUCUUUGUUCUGCUGAACACAAAGGAAGAUAUUUGUAAUAAAGCAGGAAACAGAAGCACCAUUGACUUCAACCAUCCCUUUAAAGGAAAACAGCACCGUUUUUCAAUAUUUUAAUAUGUUAUUACCUCAACUUUGACAAAUUAGUACAUACCUAUCUUUAUUCAAUGCGUGCAUUUAAUCUUUGUACAGCGUGUUGUGAACGUGUUAGCAUUUAGCCUAGCCCCAUUCAUUCCUAAUGCUGCCUUUACACCAACCAUGGUAGAGGCGUGAAGCGCGAGUGAUUUCAAUGUUAAGUCAAUGUGAAGCCGCUUUGAAGCGCGUCUGGAGGUCCUGCGUUUGGCGCGGAAGACGCGUUUCCGCCUCAUUCGAGCGUCUAGUUCACGCGAAAGCCGCAAAUUUAGCGCUGUGCGCACGAAUGGUGCUUUCUGUGCAUUUUGAGGUUCACGCGAAUUGAUAAAGUUGAACUUUGGCGGAAUUUCGCGCCACGUUAACAAAUGUUUAACUUGCUGCUGUGGUGGCAGCCCCGCCCGGAGUCACUCAUUCGACCAACGUUUGAUAUUGUCCGUAAGCAGUCACCCGGAGCUAUAAGACACAAGUUCUUAUUUCUAUAGAGGAGACAGGAAUAAAAAGGACCUCGCUUGUAAGAGUCACGUGAAGUUUAUCGACCCGCACCGUUUAUUUCCCCUCUAUAGUAAGGUUACCAAAUACAAACUGGUAACUCUCUCGAUAAAUGCACAAUCAACAUCAGUCAUCUUGCAAACAGACAACCGCAUAGCACUUGCCCCUCCCACAAGAAGCGGAGUCAAAUGCUUGCUUUUUCCG